AUGAUUAGCUCCAAAAAAGUUAAAAACUAUACACAUUUCUUGGAGACACCAUUAAAAAUUGUUGGAUGUUGGGACUGGUAUGAGAAACCGCAUACAGAAAACCAGAUUUUCUUUAAUUAUAUCUAUUUGGGCAUCGUUUUGUUCGUUCUGAUCAACGUAUUGGCAUCAUUAAUCGUCAACCUAUACACUGAAUGGAGUGACAUAAUGUCUAGUCUAGAACAAAUGGCAGAUGGUCUGCCUUUGAUAGCCUCUGUGCUUAUCGUGUCUUAUUUUGCAACACAUAAAGAAUUGUUGUAUGAGUUGGUCAAGUAUAUCAAUGUUAAUUUCAAAUGGCGUUCCGCUAGAGGGUUGACAAAUAUGACUAUGGUGAAUAGUUACAAAACUGCGAAGAAUUUUGCCUUUUUCUAUACCGCUUGCACGAUUUUUAGUGUUACCAUGUAUGUGAUCAUACCAGUCGCUGCCCAUCUGUGGACAAAACAGCCAUUACAACCUUGGAUAUACGCGGACGUUUCCUACACACCAUUCAUAGUGGUGAUAUUCUUCCGCCAAUGCUUGGCACAAGCGUUUGUGGCGCUCGCUUUAGGACAGUUCAGUGUUUUCUUCGCUUGUAAUUCCAUCUUAUUGUGCGGCCAGUUGGACUUGCUAUGUUGCUGUCUACGCAACGUGCGUUACACCGCCCUUUUAAAAGCCGGCGUAAAGCACAGCGCUCUUUCGAUACUAUACAGUGAUAUUGCAGAUGACGAAAAACAUAACUACAUAUAUAACACGGCAGAGAUCAUCGACUCCCAGUAUCAUUACGAUGAGAAAGUGAAUAUGAAUUUUCUUGGAGUUAAAACAGAAUUUGAUAUAUACAGUUCUGAGUAUGAUAACGCAACUAGCGAUGCCCUGAGGGAGUGCGCACAAGUCUGUCAAGUGAUCAACGUGUACAAGGAUCGCUUCGAAAAGUUCGUAUCGCCAGUACUUGUGCUACGGGUUGUACAAGUUACGAUGUACUUGUGUUUACUAUUGUACGCCGCUACUUUGAAAUUCGACAUGAUCACCGUUGAAUACUUGGGAGCUGUCGCCUUAGACAUAUACGUUUACUGUUAUUUUGGCAAUCAAAUCAUUUUACAGGCUGAUCGUGUUUCAACAGCAGCUUACCAAAGCGCGUGGCCCACGAUGGGAGUAAAGCCACGUCGCCUCCUUAUAAACGUAUUGCUGGCCAAUCUGAAACCAAUGGUCGUACGAGCAGGGAGAUUUUUGCCCAUGAAUCUACACACUUUUGUUAUGAUAAUGAAAACAUCAUUCUCCUACUACACAUUACUCGUAAACGUCAAUGAGAAAUAGUAAAGUCAAAAAAUUUCAAAUCACGAAUAUUCUUCGCUUCACUCGUCGUCUAAAUAGCUGCACUUAAUAAAUAAUAUCUACAGAAAAUAUGCCACAAUUACGAAAAAUUUCAACUUACCGUUUUUUUCCUUUAUUAAAAUGUUUAUUUACUUAUACCUACGUUUCUGAAAUAAAGAGUUUCAUUUGAUAGCAAAAA
Molecule: messenger RNA, 1522 nt
Organism: Melitaea cinxia (Glanville fritillary)
Lineage: Eukaryota; Metazoa; Arthropoda; Insecta; Lepidoptera; Nymphalidae
Gene: Or85e
Product: putative odorant receptor 85e
Exons: 8
Coding region: 1-1326 (441 amino acids)
Biological process (GO): detection of chemical stimulus involved in sensory perception of smell; sensory perception of smell
Cellular component (GO): plasma membrane
Molecular function (GO): olfactory receptor activity; odorant binding
Source: RefSeq, a predicted model, not a curated record